AGGCUUAAAAGGAAUUACCUCACUUUUGGCCAAAGAGAUUAAAGAACUAGAAGAAAAAAUAGAUGCAUAUGAUAAACAGAAAUCAUCGCAGACGCAUUAUGUUCCUUUUUCUGACAUUGAUUACACUCAAAUUUAUGAAGCAAUUUCCGCUCCUGAUUUCUUGAUCCAAAGCAAAAACAAACUUAUUUCCUCGGAAGAAAAAUCAGGAACUGCAAAUUCAAAAUUGGGAAUGCCAUUUUUAGAUACGCGUAUAAAAGAUAAGCAAUCAUCGGAUGCUCAUCUAUCAAUUGAAGAUGUCAAGUCCUUGUUAAAUGAAAUCAAAUCCGAUGAUUCAGUCGAUUCUCUUCAAAAUAGAUUGACUCUAAGUAUUUAUGAGUUUAAUCGUUUGCUUAGAAGUUGUUUAAAAUCAAAAAACGUACAAGAUGCGGAAAAUACAUUGUACUUGAUGGAGAAAGCUAAGAUCGUACCUGAUAUUAUUACAUACGAUACUCUAAUUAAUUUGUAUGCGAAUGUUCGAAAUAUAGAGAAAGCAAGAUCAACAUUUAAUCUAAUUGAAUCAAUUGGAUUAAAACCAUCAAUACAUUCUUAUCAAAACUUAAUAAAAGCUUAUUGUAACGAGCACCGCCUCAAUGAAGCUUUUGAAGUUUACGAAAAAAUAAAGAGUGCUGGAUUGAUUCCCUCACAGGCUGUUUUCACGGCCCUUAUCAAAGGUUGUGUUGAUAAGGGAGAUAUGGCACUCGCUUGGAAGACGUUUGAUUAUAUGAGACUGGAAGUUUGUCAGCCUGAUGAAGUGACAUACAGUCUAAUGAUCCACGCUUGUGCAAAGACUCAAGAAGUAGAGCGAGCUUUUGAUUUAGUUCAAGAAAUGACCGAAAAAAAGUUACAUCCAACGGAUGUGACAUAUAAUUCAUUGCUUAAUGCUUGCGCAUUACGGAAAGAUAUCCUUAAUGCUAUUUUUUUACUAGAGCAAAUGCAAGAGCACGGAUUUCAACCUGACAGAAUUACUUAUAACACUUUAAUAUAUGCAUGUUCAAAGACUGUCGAUUUAACAGCUGCUAGAAAAUUAGCAAAGAUAAUGAUUGAAAGCGCGAAAGACAAACCUCUGUUAGCUCCCACGGUUGUUACUUUUGUGAACUUGUUUUGGGUGUAUGCUAGUUAUCAACCAGAAGGACCAAUAAGAAAGCACUUUGAAUCAGACACAACAAAAACAUCAAUAAUAAAUGACAAUAAUGAAAUAGCAUCGACUGUUAAAAUUGAUAACAAAAUGAUAUCUCAAGAAGACACUUUUCCAUUUCUACCCUAUGAACCUUACACACAAUCACAAGCUCUUAUGGAGGCUGAAAUGUUAUUCAAAUACGCUGUAAUGAAGGCUCAAGAAGUCGCUCAACAACAAAAUAACACUAAUAACAAUUCCUUUAUGGAUAAUGACGAUAUAAUUAGGAUAUCUCCUAUUCUGCUGGAUGCAUAUCUUAAAGUUAUCGUGAAAAAAGGAGGAUUUGAUAAAGCAAUGGCAAUUUUCACUGAAAAAUAUGCGGAAUUCAAUCAGGAAUAUACCGGAUGGACAUUUAUUACUAUGCUGAGAACAUGUUACGAUCAUUCAAAGUAUAACGAAGUUUUUAUCGUUUGGAAAGAUUGGCAAAGUUGGUGGAAAAGAAUUGGCGCAAAAUGUGAAGAUAUGGGAAUUUACAAAAUGGAAAUAGAAUUCAAAAAGUUAGGACGAACACCCGAAGUUCGAUAUCAAGCUUAUCGAUGGAUGAUUAAUACAUUAGCAAGAUGCAAUGAUGUAGAGAGCGCGAUGCAAUUACUGGAAAAACUUGUAUUAAAAGGAUAUAAACCAAAUAAAAAAGACCUCUGGACUUUACAUAAUAGAGUCAUUCAGUUCGAAAAUUCCGCAGCACGCAUACAGUUUUUGAAUUAUUGCCGUGAUCAACGGACGAUGGCUGACGAGGUUAACGACGCUUUGGUCAGAAAAUGGAAAGGGACAGUACCUUUCAGAACAAACACCCCGUUUUACAAUAAUAGAAAAGGAAAUGAAAAGACACGAUAUAUCCGAUAA
This is a messenger RNA of Ambispora gerdemannii, 2056 nucleotides long. NCBI's taxonomy places the organism in Eukaryota, Fungi, Glomeromycota, Glomeromycetes, Archaeosporales, Ambisporaceae. The record is from the annotation of a GenBank genome assembly.